AUGAAAAUUUCUAUUCUGCCACUUGUUGAGGAUGAUUCGAUUGUUUUUGUGAUUAUUUAUUUAUUAUUUUUAUUGGAUAAUGUAUUAUUAACUGUUGUUGUGCCGAUAAUACCUGAUUUCCUUUUUUCCAACGAAUUAAACGUGACUAUCGACGCGAAUGAUUUAGCACCUGCAUCGCUAAGUCCACUGCAAAGAAAAUUUCAUAAUUUAGAAAAUGAAAAUGGACCCCUAGGUGUUUUACUUGCUUCAAAAGCUUUGGUACAAUUGGCGUUUACACCUUUCAUAGGAUACUUAGUUGGUGUUUUGGGUUGUUAUAUACCACUUUUGGUUGGAACUUUCAAUUUACUGCUUGCUUCUAUUCUAUUUGCUUGUGGAAGUACCUAUGGGGUGCUAGUACUUGCUAGAGCUUUACAUGGUAGCGCAUCAGCAGCUAUAGCAGUUAGCGGAAUGAGCAUUUUAGCCAAAAAAUUCCCGCCAACUUUAAGAGUAAAAUUGAUGCCAAUAGCUUUUGGAGGAAUCGCGUCUGGCGUAUUGAUUGGAUAUCCACUAGGUGGAGCUGUAUAUCAAAUGCUAGGAAAAUCUGCUCCGUUUAUAUUUAUAUCCAUUUCUAUCGUCAUAUGUAUUAUUUUACAGUUACGUUAUUUAAAAGAAGAAUCUUCACAGUGUGAGAACCAUUCCUCUCCAAACGGUUUUCAAGAUUGUAUCGAUUUACUUAAAGAUCACAAAACGAUUAUAGUUGUUUCAACUAUCUGCGUAUCAACUUCGACAAUGGCUAUUUUGGAGCCUUGCGUUCCUAUGUGGCUUAUGGCUAGACUGGAUCCGUUACCGACCAAAUGGCAAUUAGGAGCAGUUUUCAUUCCGGAUAGUGUAGGCUAUUUCAUCGGUUCCCAUUUCGCAGGUUUUUUACCAGUCGCACCUUGGAGGACAGCAAUCAUAGCGAUGGUAAUAAUAGGGCUCAGUUGUUACGUUCUUCCUUUAGCAAACACCAUCUCCCAGCUUUCCCUGCCUCAUUUUGGUAUUGGUUUAGGAGUUGGGGCGGUGGAUGCAGCUUUAGUACCUCUUCUAGCUACUUUUGCAGACAAAAGAGGAGGUAAUCACUAUGGACCAAUUUAUGCCCUACAGCAAUCUUCCGUAUCCGUUUCGUAUUCAUUCGGUCCCUUAUUGGGAGGAUUAGCAGUUCGUUUACUGGGAUUUUGUUGGGUUAUUAGGAUUGUAGGGUUUCUUAAUUUACUUAUUUCACCUUCACUAUUGGAACUCGAAGAAAAACCAGUGAGUGAUCCUAUUCCUUAA
Molecule: messenger RNA, 1290 nt
Organism: Diorhabda carinulata
Lineage: Eukaryota; Metazoa; Arthropoda; Insecta; Coleoptera; Chrysomelidae
Product: synaptic vesicular amine transporter-like
Exons: 6
Coding region: 1-1290 (429 amino acids)
Biological process (GO): aminergic neurotransmitter loading into synaptic vesicle; transmembrane transport
Cellular component (GO): terminal bouton; synaptic vesicle membrane
Molecular function (GO): serotonin:sodium:chloride symporter activity
Source: RefSeq, a predicted model, not a curated record